GCGCCGGAAGUGCCCGGCUUGAAGCCGGAGAGGUCGGUUCCGCCCGACUCCAACAUGGCGGCGCCCUUUGUCUGCUCCGAAGUGCCGUCCCUGGCCUUGUCGGAGCCGUGAUGCGCCUCGUUGGGCGGUGGGAUCCGGGACAUGGCAGGUAAUGUGCUGGAGGAGGCGAGCCAAGCUGGAGUUUAUGCAGAUAAACUGUCAAAAGAGAAUAAUCUGGGCUACUUGGAAAUCUGAGCCAUGGAUUUCCCCCAGCACAGCCAGCAUGUCUUGGAACAGCUGAAUCAGCAGCGGCAGCUGGGACUUUUGUGCGACUGCACUUUUGUGGUGGAUGGUGUGGAUUUUAAGGCCCAUAAAGCAGUUUUGGCAGCCUGCAGUGAGUACUUCAAGAUGCUCUUCAUGGACCAGAAGGACGUGGUGCACCUGGACAUAAGUAACGCGGCAGGCCUGGGGCAGGUGCUGGAGUUUAUGUACACAGCUAAACUAAGCCUGAGCUCUGAGAAUGUGGACGAUGUGCUCGCUGUGGCCAGCUUCCUGCAGAUGCAGGACAUCAUCAUAGCCUGCCAUGCUCUUAAGUCAUUGGACGAGCGGGACACCAUCCCUUGUGAGAACUCUGAGGCUCCAGCUAUUGGAGGAGCUGACAAGAGAACCAAAGAGGACAAGGCUGCGUGCACUGCAGUGAGCGAGCUGGAGGCCCCCGGCAACAGGGUCCCCCACAACACAGGCAGGGAGCUCAAGGAGGAGCGAGGUGGUCAGGCAGAGAGCAUGGCCAACGGUGUGGAGCCGACAGAGAAGGCCGAUGCCCCCCGGGAGCGGCUGCCAGUGGAGCCCAAGCCCGACCCCACAAGUGGCAUGGCUGCUGCCGAGGCCGCCUUAUCUGAGAGCUCUGAGCAAGAGAUGGAGGUAGAGCCAGCCAGGAAAGGAGAAGAGGAUCAUGAGGAGGAAGAGGAGGAGGUAGCCUUGUCUACUGUGGUCAAGGAAGAAGGGCUACAUCUGGAGAAAGGAGAGGCCCCUGAGGAGAGUGAGGAGUCUGCGAGCACAGACUCGGGGCAGGAGCUGGGCGCCGAGGCCCGGGGCUUGCGCUCAGGCACUUAUGGUGACCGCACAGAGUCCAAGGCCUACGGCUCUGUCAUUCACAAGUGCGAGGACUGUGGGAAGGAGUUCACGCACACAGGGAACUUCAAGAGGCACAUCCGCAUCCACACGGGUGAGAAGCCCUUCUCCUGCCGCGAGUGCAGCAAGGCCUUCUCUGACCCGGCGGCCUGCAAGGCCCACGAGAAGACCCAUAGCCCGCUGAAGCCAUACAGCUGCGAGGAGUGUGGCAAGAGCUACCGACUCAUCAGCCUGCUGAACCUGCACAAGAAGCGGCACUCGGGCGAGGCGCGCUACCGCUGCGAGGACUGUGGCAAGCUGUUCACCACCUCGGGCAACCUCAAGAGGCACCAGCUCGUGCACAGUGGUGAGAAGCCCUACCAGUGCGACUACUGUGGCCGCUCCUUCUCCGACCCCACCUCCAAGAUGCGCCACUUGGAGACCCAUGACACUGACAAGGAGCACAAGUGCCCUCACUGUGACAAGAAAUUCAAUCAGGUGGGGAACCUCAAGGCCCACCUGAAGAUCCACAUCGCAGAUGGGCCCCUCAAGUGUCGAGAGUGUGGGAAGCAGUUUACCACCUCAGGGAACCUUAAGCGGCACCUCCGGAUCCACAGCGGGGAGAAGCCCUAUGUGUGUAUCCAUUGCCAGCGGCAGUUUGCAGACCCUGGCGCUCUGCAGCGGCACGUCCGGAUCCACACGGGUGAGAAGCCCUGCCAGUGUGUGAUAUGUGGCAAGGCCUUCACCCAGGCCAGCUCCCUCAUCGCCCACGUCCGCCAGCACACUGGGGAGAAGCCUUAUGUCUGCGAGCGCUGUGGCAAGAGAUUUGUCCAGUCCAGCCAGUUGGCCAAUCACAUUCGCCACCAUGACAACAUCCGGCCUCACAAGUGCAGCGUUUGCAGUAAGGCCUUCGUCAAUGUCGGGGACUUGUCCAAGCACAUCAUCAUCCAUACUGGAGAGAAGCCUUACCUGUGUGACAAGUGUGGUCGUGGCUUCAACCGAGUGGAUAACUUGCGCUCCCAUGUGAAGACUGUGCACCAGGGCAAGGCAGGCAUCAAAAUCCUGGAGCCAGAGGAGGGUGGUGAGGUCAGCGUGGUCACUGUUGAUGACAUGGUCACACUGGCCACGGAGGCACUGGCAGCAACAGCUGUCACUCAGCUGACAGUGGUACCAGUGGGGGCUGCAGUGACCGCUGACGAGACAGAAGUGCUUAAAGCCGAGAUCAGCAAAGCUGUGAAGCAAGUACAGGAAGAAGACCCCAACACCCACAUCCUCUAUGCCUGUGACUACUGUGGGGACAAGUUCCUGGAUGCCAACAGUCUGGCGCAGCACGUGCGAAUCCACACAGCCCAGGCACUGGUCAUGUUCCAGACGGACGCAGAUUUCUACCAGCAGUACGGUCCAGGCGGCACAUGGCCCACUGGGCAGGUGCUGCAGGCUGGGGAGCUGGUCUUCCGCCCUCGGGAUGGGGCUGAUGGGCAGCCAGCUCUGGCAGAGAUGCCCCCCAGUGCCCCUGAAUGUCCGCCUGCUGAAUGAGCAGGUAUCCCUCUCCUGUUUAUUUAAGGAUGGAUGGCACCCUAGAACUGAGAGGGGUGGCCCUGUCCUCUAGAGAGAAUAAAUUUGAUUAUUUUCUAA
Molecule: messenger RNA, 2724 nt
Organism: Suncus etruscus (white-toothed pygmy shrew)
Lineage: Eukaryota; Metazoa; Chordata; Mammalia; Eulipotyphla; Soricidae
Gene: ZBTB17
Product: zinc finger and BTB domain containing 17
Exons: 16
Coding region: 238-2625 (795 amino acids)
Biological process (GO): regulation of transcription by RNA polymerase II
Cellular component (GO): nucleus
Molecular function (GO): protein binding; RNA polymerase II cis-regulatory region sequence-specific DNA binding; DNA-binding transcription factor activity, RNA polymerase II-specific
Source: RefSeq, a predicted model, not a curated record